AUGCAGAUGAUUCUUGCGUAUUUUGGUGGAAGUAAAAUACGGGAAGCAGUAGACGGACUUAUCGAUUUUAGGACUAAUUUGUCUGAUGCUAGGGCCGUAAUAGGUGCUUCUGCUGAACAAAUGAAUGACUUGACAAUAUCAGCAGAAAAGCUUGGGAAAACGACCGUUUUUACUGCUGGUCAGGCCGCAGAAAGUAUAAAAUAUCUUGGGAUGGCUGGUCUUAAAACGGAUGAAAUUCUUAAAGUUCUUCCAGAUACGUUGAAUCUUGCAUCGGCUGGUUCUAUAGACCUCGGUAGAGCCGCAGAUAUAGCUACCAAUGUUAUGUCGGCUUUUAAUAUGGAUGCCAAAGAAUUUUCUACAGCAGUAGAUGCUAUUGCUUUUGCGGCCGCAAACAGCAAUACGAAUGUAGAACAGCUUGCACAAGGAAUGAAGUAUGCAGGCCCUUCAGCUCAUGCCGCAGGAGUUUCGUUGAAGAGCACUACCGCUAUUCUGGGCACUUUAGCAAAUGCUGGUAUUCAGGCUUCUACUGGUGACGUUGUCAAAAAAUUGAGUGAAAGGUCUAUUACUCUUGGUCAGGCUAUAGAUAUUUUUGGGGUAAGGGCGGCAAACUCCAUUAUGGCAUUAACCUCCAAUGUAGACGAUUUGGAAAGACUUAAUCUUGGACUUGAAAAUAGUGCUGGUUCAGCUAAAAAAAUGUCGGAAAUAAAAUUAGAUAAUAUUUCUGGCGAUUUGACUCUUUUGGCUUCUGGAACAUCAAAUCUGGUUAUACAGCUGUCUAAACUUACUGGGGCUGAAAAAGCUUUUAGAGAAGUGACUCAGUCUGCCACAGGAUUUAUAAAUAUAAUAGGUUCUGGUCUUGAAAAACUUCAACAAAUGCUUGGAAUGACAAGAGAAAAAAUUGUUGUUCUUAAUGAAGAAACAGGUAAGUUUGAAGAACAACUCGAGAAGAUAAAUCCGUUAGGAGAAUUUACGUCUGAAAUAUUUAAAGAAAUAAAUAAAAUACUUGGAGUAACUAUCGGCUUAAAUCUUGCAAAUUGGGCUAUAAAUUCUGCAACUGGUUUCAAUGCUCUAACUUCAGCCGUAAAUUUAUUUAAAGACGGAAUAACUUCUGCAUCUUUAAUGUCUGCGUUGGAUAAGAUAACUGCUUUUGCGAAAGGUGGAGUUCUUGCUUCUGCUGGUUCUGCGGCAGUAAGUGUUCCUAUGAUGGUUUAUGGGGCUUAUACUGCUGGAAAUCUAAUAAAAGAAGGCUGGGAUACUCAUAGUACUCUUUCUGAAACAGAGCAACUACAGAAGAGAAACAUGGAAGAAAUAUCUUCCACAUACAAUUAUGGUGCGGCAUCUAAAAGUGAAGAAUAUCUCAUUCAGAAAUUUUCUGAAAAAUUUCUUGGAAAUGUAGAUGCAUCGGCAAAUACAAGUAGCUUAAACGGAAAGCAAAUAGCAUCAAUAGUCAGAUUUUUGAAGAAUAAUGGUGGAAGUGUAUUAAGUGAUGACAGAUUUGAUGCCAAAAACGACCUUUUAAAAUCUGCUCCAGGACUAAGGGAUAUUUAUGACCAAAUAAGUGCUUCAUUAAUCUUUACAGGAAAAGACGACAAGUUUUUGGAUGAGUUAUAUAAAGAUGUGUUAAAUUACGAAUCUGAUGUCCGAAUAAGAGAUUCUGUGAUAAACAAAAAGAAAAAUAAAAAGAUAAAGGAGUACAGAAGACUUCUUGGAAUGGAUUAUGUUGCUCCGACACAGAAAAAUCCUGCAACAAAGAAAAGCGGUAAACAGCGUUUUGAAUUAUCUUCCAGUUCAGACAUAAUGUCCUGGUUAACUGCAUAUGGAAUGAAUAUUGGGGAACAGGCUAGAAAAGAUUUUGGUACCUCUGAAAUCGAUAAAUUAUCAAAGAGUAAUGAUUUGUUGAAAGAAAAAUUGAUGAUAUCCAAUACGUCAAUAAGCACUUCUGAUAGAGAUAAAAGAUUGAAGCAGAGAGAAAGAGAACUUGAAAUAGCCCAGAAGGUAAAAGAGAUUGAAGCUAUUAGCGGUGCAGAAUCAGCAUCUUUGUACGAAAAAGAAUUGAGAAGUAAAUAUGAAAUAAUAGAUGCAACGGAAAAGGCUAAUGAAAAAUUAAAGAAAACCCAGUCUUUGUAUUCUGAUAUUUCUAGUGGAAUUGCUGAAGCUGUAGUUCAAGCUCAUAAUUUCAGAGAUGCUUUUCAGAAUCUUGGUGAUGUAGGCGUUAAUGUGAUAAAAAAACUAGCUUCGCAAUGGAUUGAAAACAAAAUGGAAAAUAUGCUUUUUGGUCUGAGCAACAAAGGGAAUAAGGGUGGAAAAAGUUUCUUCUCUCCCUUAGACCUGGUUCUUGCAUCAGCCAAAGAAGCAGUAAUGCCUCUUAAGAGAACAGCCAGCGGUGACCUUGGUGUUCAGGUUGCUGGAGGUUCAGGCAGAGGCGGAAUUAUUAUUUCUCCCCAGAUAACCAUAAAUGCUGAAGGUGGUUCAAAAGAAGAAAAUGAAGAUGCCGCCAAUAGAAUUAAUGAAAAAGUUCAGCAGGCUAUGGACGAUAUGAUGACAGUACACGUUUUCAGCCCAUCGGUGAUUCCUUCCGUGGGUUCCAGCGUGAACAGUUCUGCGAGAGUGCUUGUUGCCGACUUCGGUGAUGGGUACUCUCAGCGUGCGGCUGACGGUAUAAACAAUAUAGAUACUACUGUCAGCCUCCAAUGGAACAAUCUAACUGGAACUCAGGCUAAUUCUAUAGACAAUUUCUUUAUGCAGAUGGGAGGCUAUGAAUCCUUCUAUUAUACUCUCCCUACCGAAUCUAUAGCUAAGAAAUGGACUUGCGAAAAGUGGGAUAAGAGCUAUCAGACAGGUAAACUUGUUGAACUCUUUAUGUUUGACCUUACUCCUCUUGGAGGCCCUGUAACAUAUUGGAGUAACACCGUUAAUGGGGAUAAUCCAAUAGUAUUUAACGGUAAUGUGUAUAUUCCAAGAGCAAUGGAAGCUACUGGGUUUGAAAUGACUGGUUCUGGAACGAUUCCACAGCCUACGGAUUUUCUUGGAGCAAAGGUUACAAGAAUCAAGACUUUCAGCAGAUUUCUUGAUGGUGAACCAGAUGCCGACCCAGACCAGAGAUUUCCCGAUGAAGUUUACUAUGUUGCACAGAAAGAAUCGGCAACAAAGGAUGUUGUUUCUUUUAAGCUUAUGUCUGCUCUUGAAGUUAAUGGUAUGAAACUUCCAAGGAGAAUAUGUCUGAAAGAUACAUGUCCUCUUCGAUACAGGAAGUACGAUUCAGCAAGGGGUGUUUUUGUAUACACUCCAGUUGCUGACGGUGGCUGUCCUUGGGAUGGAACUGUAUAUUUUACUGCUGAAGAUAAUUCCACUCUGAGUCCAUCACAGGACAGAUGUGGUAAAAAAUUAAAUUCAUGCAGACUGAGAUAUGGCAAGAAUGUUCUUCCGUUCCUUGGUUUUCCAGGAAUAGCAAACGCAGCUGUUACCGCAUCAAAGAAGGAAGCUCCAAAGGAAAUGUGUGGAGUGUUUACAUAUUCUUCUGGUUUUAUUCAGCUUACAAAUUCUGCUGAUAGUCCAGAGGAAGGAUUUGUUAUUAAGGAAUAUGAGAAAAUAUUUGCCAACAUGGAUGAUGUGAUAGCCGUGGUUCAUUCUCAUCCAGACAAGGACUGCGAACCUUCGUCUCUUGAUUUGAUUUCCCAGAAGGCAACCUGUAUUCCAUGGUGUAUAAUUUCUCUUAAAAAUGGUGUGAAUUGUCUGUUCUGGGAGGAUAAGGACUGA
This is a messenger RNA of Cylicocyclus nassatus, 3756 nucleotides long. The record is from the annotation of a GenBank genome assembly. Lineage: Eukaryota; Metazoa; Nematoda; Chromadorea; Rhabditida; Strongylidae.